AUGUGCACAUACGAACAACGAAACCCGGGUAAGAACAUUAAAGAUGCAAAUUACAGAAUGGUCUCUGUCCAUACCGAAAAGAAGCCUGAAAAGGGCGAAACCCUCAAGGAAGAGCAUGUCGGGGUUUGGGCGCCUUGCGAUGGUGAGGGAGAUCCCAAAGAUCAGGGCGGUUGCAACACCGUAACCCAGAAAGCCAACAUCAAUGUCAUUCCAGACCACACCCCAGCUGCUCCAUAUAAUCACGAUGAUUACACAGUUGCGGAAUAA
Messenger RNA from Clonostachys byssicola, 267 nucleotides. The record is from the annotation of a GenBank genome assembly. NCBI's taxonomy places the organism in Eukaryota, Fungi, Ascomycota, Sordariomycetes, Hypocreales, Bionectriaceae.